AUGAAAAGAGUUUUUUAGUAAUUCGAAAAAUAAAUAAGGCUUUCUUAUGAAUCAACUAAGUCUGGAUUGAAUUAUAAAGUUCUAGUUAUGCAAAACUAAAUAAUUUUAGGAAAUAUUUCAAUUCAUCUGAACAAAUAAAAUUAGAUGCUUAAUUUGUAAUUAGCAGAUCUAUUUAAAUAAAAGCAUUUCAGAUUAAAUAAAGAAGAGUAAUGUAUGUAUUUCGAAGGAGAUUUCUCAACACUAAAAUCUAUGGAUUAAGAAGAAUCUUAUCAUUCUGAUUCAGGUAAAACAUCUUAAACUAAUUAGGAUUAUUGGUUUUUGAUACUCAAGAAAGUAGCUUAAAAUUACAUUUAACUAGAGAAAGUUAAUUAUCAAAAGGCAUAAUUCUUGGAUAUGUCAUGAAUUAGCAAAGUUUACAUAUAAUUCAUAAAUUAAGAGAUUCAGAUCCUAAAUGUGAUGUGACGGUAGAAUGUUCAUAUAAUUUUUAUUUGAAAAGAACAUUCAAUACAUUAAUUGGAAUAUCUCUUAUAUUCUUGUUAGAUGGAAUUAGCUUUAACCCAAAAAAUGACCCUACAGCUAUUUUUGUAAAAAAUGAGAUAUAAUAUAGAAAAAUUUAAUCAUGA
This is a messenger RNA of Paramecium sonneborni, 623 nucleotides long. Lineage: Eukaryota; Ciliophora; Oligohymenophorea; Peniculida; Parameciidae. The record is from the annotation of a GenBank genome assembly.